Molecule: messenger RNA, 1630 nt
Organism: Limulus polyphemus (Atlantic horseshoe crab)
Lineage: Eukaryota; Metazoa; Arthropoda; Merostomata; Xiphosura; Limulidae
Product: probable ubiquitin carboxyl-terminal hydrolase MINDY-4
Exons: 6
Biological process (GO): protein K48-linked deubiquitination
Molecular function (GO): cysteine-type deubiquitinase activity; K48-linked deubiquitinase activity
Source: RefSeq, a predicted model, not a curated record
GAAUUCUAUUAAAUAUUUAUCGUAUUUUAAAGAGUUGUUUUUAAAGUUUUGUUGUUUGCGUGUUAGAUAUUAACAGAAUGCCCCAGUACAAUAGAAUAAACAGUCUUUCCACAAAAUUAAUAUUGCUCAUAUCAACCUGUAGUACAACAAAAGUGAGAAGAAACAGACAAAUCAGUGCCUGGUAGCUGCACCUUUUCUAUGUUUGAAACGGUGGAAGUAUUGUGGGUAUUUUGGGGGUGAUAGCCCUGGUUUUGGCGGUGUUUGUUAUCACAUGUCAGGAAGCUGUAUGAUUUGGUUUAAAUGAUUAACAACAACAAAUGAUAUAGUUAUAGCAUGAUAAAAUAUGAAACGACAAAAAUUGUUAUAAUGUUUUAAGAGAAAAGAAAAAAAAAUCAGUCAAUGUUUGUGGCUAUAGAAAGGUCUUUUCGAUGAAACAGUGACCAGUGUUUCUUUUCCCUUAGUUACAUUUUUUGUGUUGAGAGAAAAGUUUUAAAGGACUUGUAUCAGUAUUUGUCAGAUUUGUUUUUAACAGAACAUCUUGUCAUCCUUUAGAAAUAAGAAAUUAUUUGAUAAUUCAUUCUCAAAAACUCUGAAUUGAUCACUUUUUUAGUUAUUCACAGUUAGUUUGGACACAACAAAACUAAAUAAUGCUCCAAGUCUAAAACCAAGACUUUAAAAAAAACAAGAAGGCUGAGGAUAAGAUAUCAAGAAACAAGAAAGUAGCAGAAACCAACUUUUUUCGGGAAACACAAUUUUUCCAAAAAAAGGAAAAAAUGUGGAAAACCCACACACGAUCAGACGAAAUAGGAAAGGAUAGAUGGUCUACUGUAACUCGUCCAUCGAUUGUUGAUGUUCCAGUUGACGAAGUUCUUCAUGAAGCAUCCAGAGGCACUUAUGAUUUUGGCCAUUCUCACACUAAAGAAUGGCUAAGUAUCAGUAGGGGAAACAGUUUUGAACCAAAAGAAUUAGUUGAGCUGAACGUGAAGCCAACAAAGGUAACAAAACAACAAUCACUGGCUUCUUCAAGGAACUUGGAUCGUAGUUCUGUUGUCAGCAGUGAUUAUAUGAGGAAGUCAUCUGGUAAGAAGGAUGUUGGAAUUUCACAACCUUACCUACUUCCUUCUCUUAAGUUAGAAAACCGAGAUCCCUCUAGAGUAAAAUCAUCAGAACGUCAUUCCUUUGUCCACGUUAAGCUUGAACAGCCAUCAAAUGAUUCCAUAUCUGGACAACAGAAAGUCAAAGGUCAUAGAGUUUCAUCAACUGACCAUGACAAGGUGGUCAAUGAGGGAGUUGGUGACCUGGAAGUGUGUGACCUCAGUGAUGCAGAGAUAGAAGAAGUUUCAGUUGCUCCAGCGACUUCCAUGAUGUGUAGACCAAGCUACAGUGGUAUUUCUAGGUCAAUUACGUUAUCUGAAGCUAUGAAGUUGAAGCAGAUUGUUUUAGGAUCACCAUUCCGAAACUUUAAUCCAGAAUGGCACCAUCAAAGCUUUACCUUUUCAAACCAUAAAGAUUUAAUGUAUGGACUUAUUCAGAGGAAGGGUGGGCCAUGUGGAGUUCUUGCUGCUGUCCAAGCUUACAUUAUCCUCCAUUUGGUGUUUGGAGAUGUACCUUCAUGCUUAACAGAUGGGAA